AAGGAUAGAAAAUUCCAUAACAGCUAUUUUUGUUUUUCAUUUGCCAACCCUCAACGAGGGUUAGGAAUGUGUACGUUUUGUUGACUGCACAGUUUUAGGGCCACAAACAAAAUCUUGCUAAGGGCUACGGUCGUCCCUGUAUCCCUAUCUCCAUGCAUCUGUAACACAACUUCACAAACAGUUGACCUCCUCAGCAAAUUUCAGCCUCCUAGUGUCAAAACUGUCUGAUAAAGGGUUCAGGACAUUGGACUAAUGUGCCAGCCAACCAGCUGCUAAUCAUAGUUAAAAAGCACUAGAGAGAGAGGUUCAGACCCUGGCUCCACCUCUGCACAGUUGGCUGAUCAGUGUUCAGUUAUUAAUUAUGUUGGAUGGUCAGUUUUAGAGAGUUACAGUAAUGAAAUACUGCAAUGAUAAAAAUACCAAAAAUAAUAAAAUAAAAUAAAUAAUUAAAUAUAGAAAUUCUCUGAGAAUGAAAAUAGGAGAUGGAAAGCCAAGUAGUACUAUUUAAUGAGCUUAACUGAGGUGUGUGUGUGUGUGUGUGUGUGUGUGUGUGUGUGUGUGUUUGUGUGUCUCCAGCACAUUUGGAAGGUGACUUUGAGGAGAUGGAGAGCAGACUGGUAUAUCUGGAGACUCUGUGUUGUCAAUGUGAACAGCAGACAUUUAAACAACAUCAUAUCAACGAACUCGAUGUCUAUAAGAAAAAGAAGAGGAGGGAGGUGGAGGUGCUAGAAGUGGAACUGAAUUCUGAGCAUGCACAGAAGGUGGCAGAGCUGGAGCAGGCCAUGCAGCAGAAACUGAGAGAACAACAGAAAGUCUAUGAAGAAGCCUUUAACCAAGACAUGAAACAAUACUUGUCGACUGGAUACCUGCAGCAUAGAGAGCCAGAAGGAGUUGAUAUGUGUGUUCUGGAUCAGAUAACAGUAACUAACAUAUCAGACCAGGAGGCUUUGGAUGACUUCCUCAAUUCUACUAGUGAUGACAUCAGUACUGGAUCAUCACUGACCUCAGGUCCAGAUCUCGAAUCCUGCUCUUCUGAAUCUUUGAGAAGCCAAAUGAACCAAACACCUCUCACAAACCAACUGUCCAACCAGGACGCAGCAGAAGAAGGAGCCAGUGAGGAGAGCAACAAGCUUCUUGUACAGUCAGACGAGGAAGACAUUCAACCAGAUAUGUCAUUGAUUGGCCUGCAAGGAUGUUGGCACAGUAAGGGGAUGUGAUGAGUGCAGGGGACCAGGGGACCUUCCCUCUGUGUUUCUUAGCAACCAGAGUAAACAUUAACUACUUUAAUGCCCUAAAAACACCCUUCUUGUACUUUGACUUGACACAGCUCCCACCUCCGACCAGCAUGAGCCAGCACUUUAAUGCUUCUUCUUGCUGAAGCCUGAGGUCAAAAACUGCUUUUGUGGAAUUUAUAUAGUAGGGUUUUGAGAAAGUAUACACAGUCACUAAUGCUCAUUGAGACCUUAUUCACCAUUUUCCCUAAAGAAAUUGAUUAGUGUGUGAUCACUGAUAGAUUCUUUGUGCAUAGAGACAAGUUUUUCUAAUGCUGACGGAUGUCCAAACAGUUGUGCAGUUUUGUGUUUACAAAAAUUCAUAUACUGUUGUAUACUGUUGAUAUAUACUGUUUUCAGGUAUGAUAGGUAUCAUGGCAAUGAUUAUGUUAUUGUCCAUUUUGAUUAUUUAAGAAGACAGUAUUAAACCAGUUGUAAUCUCCCACAAACACAGCAAAAAAAGUCAGGAAAUAUUGAAAGACAUGUUAUUGGUUGUAAUCUUUUCAUAGGAUUUGUUGACAAUAGGAAACAUGACAUCAGACCGAUCCUUACAUUUCUGCAUUGUAUUUUAUUUAAACAUAAAUAUCAGCAACUUCUUUUAUCUGACAGUUAGAUAAAUAGUUCUGUUUUUGUCGCCUUACCCAGUCAAUAAAAUAUUAAUCUGUCUGCAUAUCAUGUAUCUGUCUCAUUCGUCAUCAUCAUCAUCAUCAUCAUCAUCAUCAUCAUCAUCAUCAUCUGUAGAACAAUUUUAACAACCUUACUAACACAAAGGAACUCACAAAAGAUUAAAAAAAACACCAAGUACAAAAUGAUGCGCCUGGACAGUCCAUCUAAACUUUUGGUGUGUGGCUGUUUUUUAUGGUUUUAUUUUUUAACUAGGCCAUAAGAAAUCUUAAUACUCUAGCAAAAAAUUGUAUUUUGACAAUUCUGUGCUUCGUACCUUGUACUAAGAGUUUGUGUUUAGACCUUUCCUGUUUCAUGAACAAAUGACUUCAUGAACAAAGUUAGGUAAAAAAAAACC
Larimichthys crocea (large yellow croaker) is the source of this 2292-nucleotide messenger RNA. Its product is annotated as dysbindin-A. The record is from RefSeq and is a predicted model, not a curated record. Lineage: Eukaryota; Metazoa; Chordata; Actinopteri; Sciaenidae. The transcript is spliced from 5 exons. Gene Ontology annotation, cellular component: neuron projection; synaptic vesicle membrane; cytoplasm. The coding region runs from base 603 to 1217 and encodes 204 amino acids. Gene Ontology annotation, biological process: anterograde synaptic vesicle transport; neuron projection development; negative regulation of protein kinase activity.